UCUUCUUCCCUUUGUUUCUUCCAUCUUUUUCUCCCUCGUCUUUGCCUUUCUUCCUCUGUCACUGAAUUCUCAACCCUAAUCUACUCUCUCUGUCUCUCUCUCUCUCUCACACACACGCUUCCAUUGUCGCCUUUGCGUUUCUCCCCUUCCCUUCUUCUCCCUCUGUUCGUUUAUCAUGUUAAAGGUUGUCUAAUUUCUAUUCAUUUUCUUCCAAUUAGUCCAAUUUCUAUUUUCUCCGCCCUAAUAUCGCCCCCUUUCAUUAUUCAACAACCCUACCUUCAACUGUAAUUCCAAAGCUUCGAUUUUUGGCUCUUCUGCAUUGCAACAUCGAUUUCAAGUGCACAGACAACGGCCCUGGCAUCAGCAUUAGCUUCGCCAUUUGAGAGUAAGAAGCUGCAAUGUAUACAAGUAUAAUCAAUGGAAGAAAUCGGAGAUGGGAUUUGGUCUUUCUGGCAUCUAAACAUUAUGCUAGGUCAAAACUCCAGGAAUAUGGUUGUUCUCGAUCUUUUAGGCAUAUAACUAAAGUAGCAGGCCGCACUUCAAAUCUUGCUUUCAUCAAGAGAUACCCAUUAGAUUCAUUUUCAUCACAGGGGAUUGCUCUGGGAUUUAAUUUUUCCGGUUCAUGUGUGAGGCAUAGUACACAUUUGACUAAUCGUCAAUUACGCUUCUAUAGUUCUGAAAGUGAUGGGAGAAAUACCAGUGAGGAUAAACAAGCAUCUGGAAAAGAUGGGGUCAACUUUGAUAAUGGAAAGGCUCAGCGGGAAGUGGCUAAGGAAGAAGCAGUUCACUCCAAUGCACAUGCUCGGCUUGCAGAACAGGAUCAAAAGGAAUGGCUUCACAAUGAGAAGCUUGCGAUAGAAAGUAAAAGGAAGGAAUCUCCAUUUUUGUCUAGACGUGAAAGGUUUAAAAAUGAAAUUUUGCGGAGGGUUAUUCCAUGGGAGAGAAUACAUGUUUCUUGGGAGACUUUUCCUUACUAUAUUAAUGAGAAUACCAAAAGUGUUUUGGUGGAAUGUGUUGCAUCCCAUUUGAAACAUAAGAAAUUCACUGCUUCCUAUGGGGCUCGUUUGACGUCUUCAAGUGGGAGAAUAUUGCUUCAGAGUGUUCCAGGUACUGAGCUUUAUCGCGAGAGAGUAGUCAGAGCACUUGCACGAGAUCUGCAAGUUCCUUUAGUUGUUCUUGAUAGCAGCGUCCUUGCUCCUUUUGAUUUUGGUGAUGAUUGCUCAUCAGAAUCUGAAUCGGAGGAUAAUACAGGAUCUGCGGAGGAGUGUACCUCAGAGUCAGAGGUAGAGGAUGAGAAUGACACAGUUAAUGAAGAGGAUUGGACAAGCAGUGCUGAGGCAAAAUCUGAUUGCAGUGACGAUGAUGUGGUUGAUGUGCAGGCAACUGCUGAAGCAGCUCUUAAGAAGCUUAUUCCUUACAAUCUUGAAGAUUUUGAGAAGAGAGUAUCUGGAGAAUCAGAUAGUUCCCUGGAAGGUUCUAGGCCUGAGGCUGCCGAGUCUUCUGAUUCCUCCAAACGCCCACUCAAGAGAGGUGAUCGUGUGAAGUAUAUAGGCCCUUCUGUGUGUAUUGAAGCUAAUGACAGGAUCAUAUUGGGCAAGAUACUGACAUCUGAUGGUCUGAAAAAUGCAUAUACUACUAUGCGUGGCAGGCCUUUGGCAAGUGGUCAACGUGGGGAGGUUUACGAGGUGAAUGGAGAUCGCGUUGCUGUUAUUUUGGAUUUUACUUGCGACAGCAAUGCAAAUGUAGAAAGGGAUGAAAAGGUUAAAGAGGAGCCUGCAAAAGCACCAGUUUAUUGGAUAGAUGUUAAGGACAUUGAGCAUGAUGCUGACACAGAAUCAGAAGAUUGCUACAUUGCGAUGGAGGCUCUGUGUGAGGUUGUGCAUUCCAUGCAACCUCUUAUUGUGUAUUUUCAAGAUUCAUCUCUGUGGUUGUCUAGGGCAGUUCCCAAGUCAAAUCGCAAGGAUUUUGUCCAGAAGGUGCAAGAAAUGUUUGACAAAAUAUCAGGUCCAGUUGUAUUGAUAUGCGGCCAGAACAAAGUAGAAACAGGGUCAAAGGAGAGAGAGAAUUUUACAAUGAUACUCCCCAAUUUUGGUCGUCUGGCUAAGCUGCCGCUCUCUUUGAAGCAACUUACUGAGGGACUCAGAGUGACAAAGAGGUCUGAUGACAACGAAAUAUAUAAGAUCUUCACUAAUGUUCUGUCCAUACAUGCUCCAAAGGAGGAAGAUCUUCUUAGAACAUUCAAUAAACAGAUUGAAGAGGACAGGAGAAUUGUAAUAUCUAGAAGCAAUUUAAAUGAAUUAUAUAAGGUCCUUGAAGAAAAUGAAAUGUCUUGCAUGGACCUAUUGCAUGUAAAUACUGAUGGUGUAGUUCUGACAAAGCAGAAAGCUGAAAAAGUUGUUGGUUGGGCUAAGAAUCAUUACCUGUCAUCUUGCUUGCUUCCAUCCAUAAAAGGAGAAAGAUUGAUUUUGCCUCGUGAAAGCCUUGAAAUUGCAAUUGUAAGGUUGAAGCAGCAAGAAUCCAUAUCACAAAAGCCAUCACUAAAUUUGAAGAGCCUUGCAAAGGAUGACUAUGAGAGUAACUUUGUUUCAGCUGUUGUACCACCUGGUGAAAUUGGUGUAAAAUUUGAUGACAUAGGUGCCCUUGAAGAUGUAAAGAAGGCAUUGAAUGAACUUGUCAUUCUUCCUAUGAAGAGACCGGAGCUUUUUUCUCGUGGAAAUUUGCUGCGGCCUUGCAAAGGAAUAUUACUUUUUGGGCCUCCUGGAACUGGGAAAACGCUUCUUGCCAAAGGACUUGCUACAGAGGCCGGUGCAAACUUCAUCAGCAUAACUGGUUCAACUCUUACAUCAAAGUGGUUUGGAGAUGCUGAGAAGCUUACGAAGGCUUUAUUUUCCUUCGCAAGCAAACUGGCUCCUGUCAUUAUAUUUGUUGAUGAGGUGGACAGUUUGCUUGGUGCUCGUGGUGGUGCUUUUGAGCAUGAGGCUACUAGAAGAAUGAGAAAUGAAUUUAUGGCAGCAUGGGAUGGUUUGAGGACGAAAGACAGCCAAAGAAUUCUCAUUCUUGGUGCCACAAAUCGGCCAUUUGAUCUUGAUGAUGCUGUAAUUCGCCGCUUACCUAGAAGAAUAUAUGUGGAUCUCCCGGAUGCGGAAAACCGUAAGAAGAUCCUGAAAAUAUUUCUUGCCCAAGAGAAUUUAGAACCUGGUUUUCAGUUUGACAAACUAGCAAGUGCAACUGAGGGAUAUUCUGGUAGCGAUUUGAAGAACCUCUGUAUUGCUGCAGCAUAUAGACCUGUCCAGGAACUUCUAGAAGAAGAGAAGAAGGGUGGUAAAGGUGACGUACCUUCAGCUUUAAGGUCCCUUAAUCUGGAUGAUUUCAUUGAGUCAAAAGCAAAGGUGGGUCCAUCCGUCGCCUAUGAUGCUGCAACCAUGAAUGAGCUUCGGAAAUGGAACGAACAAUAUGGAGAAGGUGGAAGCAGGAGAAGAUCACCCUUUGGUUUCUGAAGCCAUGCUCCGAUCAGGUAGCUUUUUCACACAACGUAUAAUAUUCUUUGGGGGAAAUUUUGAAGAAUGAAAGGAAACUAUUACAGCUAGGGAGGCUGCACAGGAAGCUCUGUUCUGAUGAUAAUACAAGUUAACUAAAUGAAAUCAUUCCCUGUAGAAUAUAACCUUCCCCCAAUUUUGUAGGUUAAUGUCAUGUGAGCCAUCAGCCAUUUUUAAUUUUAAUUAAUUUCUGUUGUAACUGUUUCUUGUUAAAUAAUUUAUAUUUAAAUGUUCAAUAUAAUGAUUAGAUAGGAUUUAUAUUAGACGAAUUGUGAUAGAUAGCUCAAAGUUAAAGGGGCUUAUCGUCAAGGACUUAAAGGUAGAUGUUGAGAAGAUGAUGUCCAAUUUUUGGUUGUAUUAUUAUUAUUUGGGAAAUGGCAAAGGAUUUUAUAACUUUAAGCA
Molecule: messenger RNA, 3938 nt
Organism: Manihot esculenta (cassava)
Lineage: Eukaryota; Viridiplantae; Streptophyta; Magnoliopsida; Malpighiales; Euphorbiaceae
Exons: 25
Coding region: 399-3497 (1032 amino acids)
Cellular component (GO): mitochondrial outer membrane
Molecular function (GO): ATP binding; ATP hydrolysis activity
Source: RefSeq, a predicted model, not a curated record